This is a messenger RNA of Sparassis crispa, 441 nucleotides long. RefSeq lists its product as hypothetical. The coding region runs from base 1 to 441 and encodes 146 amino acids. Lineage: Eukaryota; Fungi; Basidiomycota; Agaricomycetes; Polyporales; Sparassidaceae. The transcript has 4 exons. The record is from RefSeq and is a predicted model, not a curated record.
AUGAAUGAAGAAAUCGACAAAUCAGCUGCUGGUUUCCGACACUGUGACGGCUUCAGGCAUCUCGCGAGCGAUCAAUUUUUGCAACUCGAACUGGCACCAUUACUCAACAGGAUCAUCUCACCUCCUCUGCGCCCAGUCAACGGUCAGGUCAUCCACCCACACGAGUGGGCGAUACUGAGCCGGCUGAUUGAUAUCAUGGUAGCUCUGGAGCUUCGCUUCAUGCAAGAGAACGCAGAAGACCGCCAGCUCAUCUACAGACUGGACCCCCCGAUAGACGUGUUCGUGUUCGUCACCUAUGACGGCGAACAAGCUACUGACAUCUCCGUCUUGCAUUAUGCUUUCAGACACUUGGUUGUGGCAGAGAUUGAUGCACAGCUCGCCUCGCGACAACUGGACAUAAUCGAGAAUAAACCGAGUAAAGCAGAUUUAUUCAGCAGAUGA